AUGCGCGACCCGCUGGGCGCGCUCGGCGUCGCCUUACUUUUUAUAUUCGUUGCCGCAUCUCAUGCCCAACAACGAAUAGUUGACGGACCCAUUGAAACAUCUGCACUCGUUGGAGGAACCGUCGAAUUAAGAUGUAAAGUAGAAAACCAGAAAGGAGCCGUGCAAUGGACUAAAAACGAUUUUGGUCUGGGCAUCGAUCGAGGAUUGAAAUUUUUCCCUCGCUAUUCUAUGGUUGGGAAAGUGGCUCAAGGAGAAUACAAUCUACAGAUUGUCAACGUCACCGUUGAUGAUGAUGACGUUUACCGUUGCCAAAUCGGAGAAGUACACGGGGAAAGGACGGUUGUUUCAAAUGCUGCAAAGCUCAAUAUUUUGAAACAACCAACGUCACCUCAUCAAUUGGAUAAACCAAAGGACCUAACGCUCAAUGCCAUCGCUGGCGAUGUAAUAAAACGAUCGUGCAUUAGCAAGAAGGGAAAACCACCAGCAAAACUUGGCUGGGCAGUCGCCGGUGAUCCAGAGGGAAAGAAAAUCAUUGCCUGGCUCGGCGAAUCACGCUCAAAAUUAGGACAUUUAAUUAAAACCAACGAUUUUUCGCCGGAGACCGUGCAGGCAAAUAUCAUCGAUAAUAUCCAAAAAGACAAUGGCGUCUACAGCGUUAUUUCAAAUUUAAGCUACGUUCCCCGGCCAGAAGAUGACAAGAAAUUUUUGGUGUGCCUCAGUCAUCAUGAGACGAAUAAAGAUCGGGUGGAGGUCGAUGGCGUGAAAUUUGUGCUCGAAUAUGCACCACGCGUCAAUCUGACUGUCGCCUCUUCUACGAAAAUUCGUGAAGGCGGUGGACUGCUCUUGGCCUGUUCUGUAGACGCAAAGCCUAUGGACCACCUCAAGAUUCAAUGGUUUAAGGAAGGAGUGCUGAUGAAGAAUACAGCCGAUACUUUGGUGUUCGAGAGUCUAAAGAUGGAAGAUCAUGGAACGGAAUACAGCUGUGAGGCGACGAAUAAGAUCGGGAAAGGAAAGGGGACGACGAAAUUGAAUGUUGCUUUUGCUCCAAGGAUUAUCUCAACCCAACAAGAACGCGAGGUAAACGUCGGCGAGUCCGCUACAUUCAAUUGUGAAGCCAACGGAAACCCUAAGCCUCAAUUAUAUUGGAGCAAAGCCGGCGAUCCUCAAGUUAUCGCAAAGGGCGAAAGUUUUACCAUCGAAAACGUUCAAACGUGGCAACAAGGUGAAUAUAUCUGCACAGCAGCUAUGGAUGGGUUCAAGCAGGACCGACUUGCCAAUUUUUUGCAUAUUCGAGGAGCUCCUACGAUCUCCCUUGAGGCUCCCCCAAAUAUGAAUUUGGGAGAGACUGCCGUAUUCAGCUGCAAAGUUCGCGGCAGACCGAAGCCGAAAGAAGUCGUUUGGAGCCGCGAUGAAAAUGACUUGAACUUCAAUUCUGGGCGUAUGCAGGUCCAUCAGAUGCCCCACGUCUAUGGGGUCGAAAGCAAAUUGACGAUUCGGGAUCUGCAAGAAGGGGAUUUCGGAGUAUACAACUGUACGGCAAAUAACGGACUUGGCAUGGAUAGCCAAGGAGUGACGUUGAGCAAGAAGAAUAUUUUGGAUUUUGUCUUUGAAAUACUUGGAAGCGACGACUUACUGAUAAUAGCAGCAAUCGCAGCUUCCGUCAUCUUCUUCUGCCUAUUUUUCCUUUGCUGUUGUGCAUGGCGCCGAAGAAGACGCUACAACCAGAAAGGCAGCAAAUUUACAGCUUCUGAAUCCGAUGUAACUGUGAAAUGUGAAGCCCUUGAUCCCCCAUUCUAUUCCGAGAUGUAUGGAGGCCCGAUGGACGACGGGAAUUUGUUGCUUUCUAAGGACUACAUCGCAGUCCCGCAAAACAACCCCGAUUUGGACCUGUUGAUGCCCUCGUCAUAUGGCCUGUCCAGCUCCAACAACUCGUUGUACCCGAAAUAUAUGAAUGGGUCGAAUAUCGACUACAACUUUAUGCCAAAUUCGCGUUAUGAUACGAACUACGGGUCUUUCUCAGGUGGUUCCACACCGGCAGCGUUGUCAGGAGGUGCACUUUCGGAAUUGUAUGGUAACACUGAUAAAUUACAUGCACCGCUGGAGCCAUUACAAGAGGUGGAUACCCCAAAAGUUUCAACCUACAGCUUCAUGUGCCAAGAUCGACCACUCAGCCGAAGCUCUACCCACGUC
Messenger RNA from Mesorhabditis spiculigera, 2190 nucleotides. Lineage: Eukaryota; Metazoa; Nematoda; Chromadorea; Rhabditida; Rhabditidae. The record is from the annotation of a GenBank genome assembly.